AUGAACGACAAUUCCCGCCUCUAUCUGGGAACCACCGCCUUCGUGGCGGGGAUCCUCCUCACACUCGGAUUCAAAGACCUGCUCUACCCCGCGCUAGCACAGCUUCUUCGAGAAUCCCAAUCGCAAGAUGCUGAAUCGCGCCGUCGCCGCGAGGCGGAUGUCUUGGUUGUGCGAGCAGGGCCUCCCGCCAUCGUGGACGGUAUCGAGGGCUGCAUAGGAAAUACACCAUUAUUCCGGAUCAAGUCAUUGUCAGACGAGACCGGAUGUGAUAUCCUGGGGAAGGCAGAGUUCCUGAAUGGCGCUGGCCAAAGUUCCAAAGAUCGAGUAGCUCUCAGCAUGAUCCAAAUUGCUGAAGAACACGGCAUCUUGACUCCCCACUCUGGCGACACAGUCUACGAAGGCACAUCCGGCUCGACCGGUAUUUCUCUAGCUACCUUGGCCAGAGCGAAAGGCUAUCUAGCUCAUAUUUGCAUGCCCUCCGAUCAAGCCAUCGAAAAAUCCGAUCUCCUCCUCAAACUUGGCGCAAUAGUCGACCGCGUCCCACCAGCCCCAAUUGUCGAAAAGGAAAACUUCGUCAAUCGCGCACGCGCCCUCGCCCAAGCCCACACGAGCGGAUCGGACCAAGUCCGCGGACGAGGUUUCUUUGCAGACCAAUUUGAGAACGAGUCUAACUGGCGCGCUCACUACAGUGGUUCCGGCCCUGAGAUAUACGCCCAAUGCGAUGGUAAACUCGAUGCGUUCGUCGCAGGAGCUGGUACGGGUGGUACGAUUUCUGGGGUGGCAUUGUACCUAAAGCCGAAGAUUCCUAAUUUGAGUGUGGUGCUGGCGGAUCCGCAAGGUAGUGGGCUGUACAAUCGGGUCCGCUAUGGUGUCAUGUUUGACCUGAAGGAACGGGAGGGGACAAGGCGGCGGAGACAGGUGGAUACCAUCGUUGAAGGCAUCGGGAUUAACCGCGUUACUGCCAACUUCGAGGUUGGCAAAGAACUGGUCGAUGAUGCUGUGCGGGUUACUGAUGCGCAAGCUAUGGCCAUGGCCCGGUGGUUAGUAGAGAAGGAUGGGAUGUUCCUUGGAAGCAGCAGUGCAGUGAAUUGCUUUGCAGCAGUCAAGACCGCCAUGAAAUUAGGACCAGGUCACCGGAUUGUGACUGUCCUUUCAGACUCUGGCUCAAGACAUCUCUCCAGGUUCUGGGCUAAGGCCGGAGAUGUUGGCGGUGCAACGGAUACGAAACUGGAAGAUGUCUUGAAUGUGAAGGACGAGUGA
Molecule: messenger RNA, 1260 nt
Organism: Aspergillus ruber CBS 135680
Lineage: Eukaryota; Fungi; Ascomycota; Eurotiomycetes; Eurotiales; Aspergillaceae
Product: putative cysteine synthase
Exons: 5
Coding region: 1-1260 (419 amino acids)
Cellular component (GO): cytoplasm
Molecular function (GO): cysteine synthase activity
Source: RefSeq, a predicted model, not a curated record